AUGAGCCGUUGCCUAUGGUUGAUUAGCGCUAUUGUCGCUACUGUAUACGCCCACCCACAAGGUUUCAACCAGUGGCUGCCGCCAUUUAACGAAAGUGCCAGAAUCUACGAAUUGUGCACAAACGAAAUGGACGAUGUGAUUCUGCUGAGGCCGGAUCUUCCAAGAAUAAAAUUCUAUAUGGAGAAGUAUGUCCUUUGUUAUCCUGAUUUUGCUAAGUUUGUUCCGAAGAAGGAUCACGGCCUUGUAUGGCUUAUGAGAUCUUUGAGGUUUUGCGAAGUUAAUCAAAUCUUUGCCUAUAGCCGUUAUGCUCACACUUAUCAUCGUGAUUUUCAAACGAUGUUUCUCAAAUAUGCUUAUGCUGUGAUCUGUGACAAGGGACGACUUGUGCCUAAAGAUGAACUUUUCAAUUUAUAUCUGUACUCCUCCUUAUUUCGAGCUUUAUAUGAACGAGAUAAUGCAGAUAGGAUGCUAAUAUGUCAACGAAUUUCUGAUGUAUAUUCGAAUCUGUAUAGUAGAUGUUAUGUUCCACAUGUAGAAAAAAGACAAAAGAAAAUUGAUGAGCGAUGUUCCGGACAAUCAACGCCUCUGCUGAAAUUUCCAUCGCUGUUCCAGCGAUUUUCACGUCAUUGUGAUGAUUUUAGCCAAUUUAUCAAUACUACUCUUGCCGUAUCAAAUAUGGGUCUAGCGUUAGCCGAUGACAUACUCUACAUGAAUUUAUUAAGCGCCAACAUGGUUUCCAACAUUCACUCCGAUUCCGAACUGCCCUCGUUAGUACUGAAGACGCGCCUCCUUCUUCAACACUUCUCAUUGGCAGCAAUCAAAUUAUGGAAACAGAUCGAUAAAGUUCGAAAAUGCAGACAAUACAUAAUCAAAGAAGUAGAGCGAAACGAAACUGCAAACAGCAAUGAGACAGACGAAGCAAGGCAAGAUCCCGACAACUUUGAGAAACUCAGGUCGGAUCGCAUAUCAGCACAAAUCACGCAUUCUUGCUGUCCACAUAGCAACACGCAUAUUUGUGAUCUAAAUAAUGAUCGCAAAUACAGAGCUCUCGCCAACAGAGCAUGGCGUAGUUUCUAUGUGGAGCUUUGCCUGCUAGUGCUGGUAGUCUUCAAUACGGUACUUCUUGCCGUUCUCCUCCUAAAAACAAAAAGAAGUCUUUCAACCGCGACUGUGCUCUUCGUUUUCAAUAUCAUGUUUUCAAAUUUGUUAUUUUUCUCCUCUUUUCUGUUUUUUAUGCGUGAUCUCUUCGACGAUGCACCAUAUGGAAAUGUUAACGAGGAUUAUAUGGAAAAAUCUCCGGAGCUGGUAGUCGCAGAAACUCUUCAGACUCAUCUCUUCGCUUCUGAUGAAUUUCGUUACUACCCUCUUUUAAGGAAGCACCUUAUCCAGGAAACCCUGUACUCGUUAGCGCAAAAUGGCAGUCUUACAGGGCUUAUUCAUCUUCUGGUUCUUGUUUUGGUUGUGAUCAGCCGAUCAAUGGCUGGGAAAUCGAUUCAUCUUUCACGUGUUUCUGUGAUCUCCGUUUUCGCCUGCGUAUGGGCAAUGUUAAUAAUCUCACAUAUAUUAUUUUCUACAGUGCAGAUAAAUGCCAUCCAAUAUCUUGACGAACUUUUUUCCACGCUUUCGAGAGGAAAGACCUAUCUGCAGUGUGAAGUAACUCCGCGAUCGAACUACGAAGAAAUCGCUGGUCAAUGCGAUCGCACGGCCGUGUUCCAUACUUUUGGACCCUAUCUUCUGCGUGGCCACACUCUAUUCACACUACUUUUCCUUGCGGCUUCAAUUCUUAUAUUCACUAUCACAAUCACAUAUCAUUUUCGCAUUCGCAGACAACAUGACUUCAUUCAUAGUGGAUUACGGGAUCAAUCCCCUCAUAGGCGCCGAGAGAAGCUAUUCCAUACGUUGAUUGUUUCAAUAGCCACAUUUUUCGUCUCGGUAUUAGGACAAACAUAUAUAGAGAUUGCUGUAUUCUGGGUCGAUGAUAGAGAAGAAGUAGCCACGCUUACUAAAUGGUAUCAUUUCGCUCGUAUAGCCGCAUUUGUCGAUCCAGUGUUGAAUCCACUGAUAGUCGUGGCUCGUACACCUGCAUUGCGAAGACAGCUCCGCUCCCAGUGGACAACGGUGCGGUCGCGAGCUUCUGAACAACUAACGAAAACCAGACGGACUGGCAGUGAACGUGGAUCGCUGCGACGUACAGGAUCCAUGCAACGACGAUGUCAAGUGGAAGUAAAAUUGUUAAAACCUGAUCGACCGGAAGGACUCCUGAGACGGGCCUCUCGAGCGUGCUCCUUGCGAAAAAGUCAGGAUUCUCAAACUCAUAAUUCCGUUGUUUAGUUAGAUAAAUUAUUCGAUCC
Messenger RNA from Cylicocyclus nassatus, 2351 nucleotides. The record is from the annotation of a GenBank genome assembly. NCBI's taxonomy places the organism in Eukaryota, Metazoa, Nematoda, Chromadorea, Rhabditida, Strongylidae.